ACUCUUGGUAGGAGAGAGUCUUGGUAGCAAAGACAAAGGCACCAUGGCAGCAGGGGCUCCGGGGCCACGUCCGCUGGUCCUGGGCCUGCUGCUGUGCGCCUUGAGCGCCACCGUGUCCCAGGGCGGGAAGCUGCUGUUGGUCCCCGUGGAUGGCAGCCACUGGCUGAGCAUGCUCGGGGUCGUCAAGCAGUUGCACCAGAGGGGACAUGAGGUAGUGGUGAUAGCUCCCGAGGCCUCUGUGUACAUCAAAGGAGCAGCAUUUUACACCCUGAAGAGGUACCCUGUGCCAUUCCGAAGGGAGGACGUGGAAGCCACUUUUAUCAGCCUCGGGCGCGGUGUUUUUGAGAAUGUGCCUUUGGUGCGGCGUGUGAUCAAAACGUACAAGAAGGUCAAGGAGGACUCGGCUCUGCUUUUGUCUGCUUGCUCCCAUUUACUGCAUAACAAGGAGCUGAUGGCCUCGCUGGCAGAGAGCAGCUUCGAUGCUGUGUUGACGGACCCCUUCCUUCCUUGCGGUCCCAUCGUGGCCCUGUACCUGGCCCUCCCCGCUGUGUUCUUCUUGCACACACUGCCAUGCAGCCUAGAUUUUCAAGGUACCCAGUGCCCCAACCCACCAUCCUAUGUGCCCGCUCUCUCCCUUAACUCAGAUCACAUGACCUUCCUGCAGCGGGUGAAGAACAUGCUCAUUUUCUUGUCCGAGAGCUUUCUGUGCAAUGUGGUUUAUUCCCCAUAUGAACCACUUGCCUCGGAAGUCCUUCAGAAAGAUGUGACAGUCCAGGAACUUAUGGGCUCUGCAUCCAUCUGGCUUCUCAAAGGUGACUUUGUCAAGGAUUACUCCAGGCCCAUCAUGCCCAGCAUGGUUUUUGUUGGUGGGAUCAACUGUGCCAGCAAAAACCCACUAUCCAAGGAAUUUGAAGCCUAUGUUAAUGCUUCUGGAGAACAUGGAAUUGUGGUUUUCUCUUUGGGCUCCAUGGUAUCAGAUAUUCCUGAGAAGAAAGCUAUGGAGAUUGCUGAUGCUUUGGGCAAAAUACCUCAGACGGUCCUGUGGCGUUAUACUGGCACUCCACCACCAAAUCUUUCAAAGAAUACAAUACUUGUCAAGUGGCUGCCCCAGAAUGAUCUGCUUGGUCACCCGAAGGCUCGCGCCUUUAUCACUCAUUCUGGCUCUCACGGCAUAUAUGAGGGAAUAUGCAACGGUGUUCCAAUGGUGAUGCUGCCCUUGUUUGGUGAUCAGAUGGACAAUGCGAAGCGCAUGGAGACUCGGGGGGCUGGAGUGACCUUGAAUGUCCUGGAAAUGACUUCUGAAGAUUUGGCAAAUGCCCUAAAAGCUGUCAUCACUGACAAAAGCUAUAAGGAGAACAUCAUGCACCUCUCCAGGCUGCACAAGGACCGCCCCAUCGAGCCCCUGGACCUGGCUGUGUUCUGGGUGGAGUUCGUCAUGAGGCACAAGGGGGCUCCCCACCUGCGACCCGCAGCCCACGACCUCACCUGGUACCAGUACCACUCUUUGGACGUGAUCGGCUUCCUCCUGGCCGUGGUGCUGGGGGUUGUCUUCAUCACUUACAAAUGUUGCGCCUUUGGCUGCCGGAAGUGCUUUGGGAAAAAAGGACGGGUUAAGAAAUCUCACAAAUCCAAGGCACACUGACAAGUGGGUGGGAAAUGACGUGGCCUGGGGUUGCAACCAGAGGCGAUGUUAAAUUCCUGUUCUGCUUAUUAGAGAAACACUUAGCUCUGAGUGAGAUGCCCCAGAGUGUUUUUUAAAAUAAAAACAAUCUAAUUGCUGAUCACGCCCUAACAGGUAGAGACACUGGAAUGUUUUCUGGCCCCUCUAGUAUGUUUAAUCUGGACUACACUUGUCAUCCUUCAAAGGACUUGCCAAGAGGGUUAGACGGGUCCGUCCUGCACUUUGCAUUACUUUUUUUACUUGGAAGUGAGGCCUGUUUGGGGGCACAGGUUUCAGAAGUGCUCCACCCCAAGCCCCCACCUGGAAGCAUGGUUCUAACAUCAUCAUCUGGCUUCUGUAGACUUGUGAUCAAUUCCCUCACCAGAGACGGCAGGUCCUAAGUAUGCUUCACAGAUGUCACUUUGUGAAUUUAAAGAAGGAGACGUUUAUUCCCUUAGGACAUAGUGCCUAGUCCAUGAAAUAAAUAAAUGCCAGAGGGUCUUUUGAGAACAGUGAUUUCUGAUUUACGGAAAAAGAAUGAUGUACAGAAUUGAUGAGUGAUGUGUUCAAGAGGAUAAUCGUGGCUUGUGCCAAAUGGAUCUCAAUUUGAGAAAAGCCCAGUGUCUCACAAGUGUAUUUUCUCUGAUGUUUUUCACAACUGAAAACAUUAAUAAAUUCAUACA
Nyctereutes procyonoides (raccoon dog) is the source of this 2343-nucleotide messenger RNA. Its product is annotated as UDP-glucuronosyltransferase 1A1-like. NCBI's taxonomy places the organism in Eukaryota, Metazoa, Chordata, Mammalia, Carnivora, Canidae. Gene Ontology annotation, molecular function: UDP-glycosyltransferase activity. The record is from RefSeq and is a predicted model, not a curated record.